AUGUCGUGGGUGAAAUCAGUGGCGUCUAGUGAGGAUGUGUUCGACGAGGAUGUGGAUGAUAUUAGUCUGCAGAACAAAGAAUGGAAAUACAACAUGGAAAAACGCGCAAAGGAUGGUUUCAGAGAUGGCAGUGAUGCUGGGAAAGAAGCGUCUCUACAAGUUGGUUUCAACAUGGGAUACACGGAAGGAGCCGCUAAAAUCACAGUCAUCGGUCAGCUCAAAGGAAUCAUGAGUGCUGUUCGAUGCUGGUGUCGGGUUCAGCUGCCUGGCAGCCCGGCUUUAGCAUCAGUUACUGAUCUGCUACAGAGAUUGGAGACGCAUGAAGAUGGGCUGGUGGAGGACAUGAGGAAAGCCCAGCAGAGGCCUCCACCUAGUGUGACUGAGAUGGUGGAUGACAUGGAGGACCUAAAUGUCGAGCAAAGGAACCAAGGUGGAGAAUCUAGGUGCUCAAACAAUGGGGACUGUUGUGGGAAAGGUGGAACGAAUAAUGACUGCUGUGGAAACGUUGGAGGCGUGAGUGAAGAUUCGCCAAGAACUCUUUGCCGGCAUUCUUUCUCUACAGGAGAGAGUCUGAAACAGCUGCUAAAGUGCUGUUUGGACUUAGUAACAGAACUGGGGCUUCCUGAAGAAUUAAAACUCCACAUUCAGCAGCUCAUAGACACUUGA
This is a messenger RNA of Onychostoma macrolepis, 666 nucleotides long. It is a transcript of the gene otulina, whose product is annotated as OTU deubiquitinase with linear linkage specificity a. The record is from RefSeq and is a predicted model, not a curated record. The transcript has 3 exons. Lineage: Eukaryota; Metazoa; Chordata; Actinopteri; Cypriniformes; Cyprinidae. Bases 1 to 666 code for a protein of 221 amino acids.